Molecule: messenger RNA, 2991 nt
Organism: Alternaria incomplexa
Lineage: Eukaryota; Fungi; Ascomycota; Dothideomycetes; Pleosporales; Pleosporaceae
Exons: 4
Coding region: 1-2991 (996 amino acids)
Biological process (GO): transmembrane transport
Cellular component (GO): membrane
Molecular function (GO): ATP hydrolysis activity; ABC-type transporter activity; ATP binding
Source: RefSeq, a predicted model, not a curated record
AUGGCCUACAUCUCACCAAUCGUGUCGCCCAUCUUGGCGUUUGCUGUCUUCUCGAUCAUCGCACAAAACAGCGGCGGCCAAAGCACACUGGACACUGCCACCGUCUUCACUUCCCUCUCGCUGUUCACACUCCUCACUGAGCCUCUAGGAUCUCUCAUCAUGGCACUUUCUUCGCUCAUGGGAGGUGUGGGGUCGUUCAAGAGAAUCCAGGAGUUCUUGACGCUAGCUCCGAGAAAUGAGCAGCGCAGAUUCCCUUCCAUCUAUGGUGGCAGCACAACGUCGCUGUUCGCAGGUGAGUCGAUCAAGGGAUCCGAGAGUUCUCAAAAGAGCCGCGGCUCUGUUGAAGUGAAGGAGUUCAGUGCGCUCGGCUCUCAGGCUAUCGUGAUCGAGAAUGGCUACUUCGGAUGGGACCCGGUCAAGCAGCCAUCUGGUACCUUGCAGGAUAUCGACAUGAUCGUCCCACGCGGGAAGAUUACCAUGGUCGUGGGACCGGUAGGGUGUGGUAAGUCAACCCUGCUCAAAGCAGUGUUAGGAGAGUUGCCUGUAAUGGGUGGCUCCCUGCAGGUGUCUUCCCUGCGGAUCGCCUUGUGCGACCAAACCCCAUGGCAUGUGAACGGCACAGUGCAGGAGAGCAUUAUCGGUGCAGCAGUAUUCGAUCAUCGGUGGUACUCAUCGGUUGUUCGGAGCUGCGCGUUAGAUGAAGACCUCCGGCAAUUACCUCAGGGUGAUCAAACCGAGAUCGGCAGCAAGGGUAUCGCAUUGAGCGGAGGCCAGAGCCAACGAAUUGCGCUUGCCAGAGCAGUCUACGCCCAGAAAGACAUCAUCAUCCUCGAUGACUGCCUUAGCGGUCUCGAUGGCCAGACCGAGAACCGCAUCUGGCACAGCCUCUUCGGCUAUGAGGGGCUAUUGAAGCGAUGCAGAACUACUGUUCUUGUUGCAUCCUCAUCAGCCAAACGUCUACCCUACUGUGAUCAUAUCGUCUCUCUCGACAGCAAUGGUAGCAUCUCGGAACAAGGCCCCUUCGAGAAGCUAAGCAAGUCAGGAGGCUAUGUAUCAGGCUUUGAUCUCGGACGCGCCGACUGGGACUACCGCCCAGAGAAGCACAUCUACGAAGAGCCGCCACGAUACACUGAGCGUCAGGUCACCGACACCCAGCUCACAGAGGACGACGUCCAAGCGGAAGCGAACCGCCGCACUGGAGACACAGCCAUCUACCUCUACUACAUCAGCACUGUGGGCUGGAUCCCGACGAUCAUCUUCAUCAUUUCCAUUGUCAUCUUCAUCUUCGGUAUCUCGUUCCCAACAGUUUGGGUGAAGAUGUGGGCGGAGUACAACGAGAACCACCCCAACGAGCGACUCGGUUACUGGCUGGGCAUCUACGCCAUGCUUGGUGGGCUUGCUCUCUUCUUCCUCAUGGUCAGUUGCUGGCAGCUCAUUAUCACGAUGGUGCCUCGUUCCGGUGUCACAUUCCACAAGAAGCUGCUGGAUACAGUGCUCGCAUCGCCCAUGUCCUUCUUCUCCACCACCGAUACCGGAGUGACGCUCAAUCGCUUCAGCCAAGAUCUCAUGUUAAUCGACAUGGAGCUGCCAGUCGCUGCACUGAAUACCUUCGCCACUUUCGUUCUGGUCAUCGGACAAAUGGUUCUCAUCGCUGUCGCGGCUCCCUACGCAGCCAUCUCAUUCCCUGUCGUCAUUGUCGCAGUCUUCUUCGUACAGAAGUUCUACUUGCGCACGUCGCGUCAACUCCGCUUCCUCGAUCUAGAAGCGAAGUCGCCGCUCUACACUCAGUUCAACGAGAUACUGGAAGGCUUGGCGACUAUUCGUGCCUUUGGAUGGCAGAGUUUUGUCGAAGAGAAAGCCAAAGCGCUGCUUGACCGCAGCCAGCGUCCCUUCUACCUUCUCUUCGCGGCACAACGAUGGCUGACGCUUGUCUUGGACCUCGUUGUUGCAGCUGUUGCCACCAUUCUCAUCGUCCUCGUCGUCACAUUAAAGGGAAAGCUCAGCGCAGGAUAUGUCGGUGUUGCACUACUGAACGUCGUACUAUUCUCUCAAAGCAUCAAGCUGCUCAUCUCCUUCUGGACUCAGCUAGAAACACACAUCGGAAGUGUGGCUAGGAUCAAGAACUUCACCACCGAUGCCAUCGCGGAAGACCAUGAGAGCGAAGAUCACAUUCCCGCUUCCAACUGGCCAAGCGCGGGCAAGAUCGAAUUCAGAAGCAUCGAAGCAUACCACCGACCCGGUGAGCCCGUCAUCUCAAACUUCUCCCUCUCUAUCAACCCUAGUGAGAAGGUGGCCAUCGUUGGUCGCACCGGUAGUGGAAAGUCGUCACUAGUCCUCUCACUCUUCCGCAUGGUCGAGCUCUCGUCUGGCAGCAUUACCAUCGACUCCGUCCCUCUUACCCGCAUUCCUCGUCAAACCAUCCGCAGCCGCCUCAUCGGCCUACCUCAGGACGCGUACCUACUACCCGGCUCGAUCCGCCUCAACGCCGAUCCUUUGAGAGAGUCGAAUGACAAGGCCAUCAUGGCCGCGCUGAAAGACGUCCAGCUCUGGGACAUCAUUGUGUCCAAGGGUGAUGUCGACAAGUACGCGCAUCCGCUAGAUGUCGAGGUCGAAGACCUCCACUUCUCGCACGGACAGCGCCAGCUCUUCUGUUUAGCGCGUGCCAUGCUCAAGAAGGACAAGUCCACCGUGGUCGUCAUGGACGAAGCCACCAGCAAUCUCGAUGCUGCAAGCGACGCCCAUGUUCAACGCCUUCUUCGCUCCCGCUUCCCACACCACACACUCAUUACCGUCGCGCACAAACUCGACACCAUCCUCGACUUCGACAAGGUCGUCGUCAUGAACAAGGGCCAGCUCGUCGAGUACGGCUGCCCGCACAAGCUGUUGGACCGCCAAGGAAGCUGGUUCAAGAGCCUCUACGAGGACACCGCACGAGGAGGAGACGUAGAGGACGACGAUGACGAUGACGCGAUAAACACCGUAUCGCGAUAG